AUGGCGGCGAGCACAGGCUACGUGCGUCUGUGGGGCGUUGCGCGCUGCUGGGCGCUGCGCCGGCCGCUGCUGGCCGCUGCUGGCGGUCGAGUCCCGAACGCGGCCGGAGCGUGGCUGCUGCGAGGCCGGCGCGUGUGCGAUGCGUGGUCCCCGCGCGGCGGGAGCCCGGGCGCCGCGGCGGGUCAGCGGCGAGCGCUGUGGGACGCGGGCAGCCGUGGCGGCGGGGCGGCAUUCUCGGGAGGCGACGACGGCUCGGAGGGCGGAGCGGAGGAGGCGGCCACGGGCGCCUCUGGUAGCGCGGGCGGCGGGGAAAGCCCGGUCAUCACGGCGCUCACUCCCAUGACCGUCCCCGACGUGUUCCCGCACCUGCCGCUCAUCGCCAUCACCCGCAACCCGGUGUUCCCGCGCUUCAUCAAGAUCGUGGAGGUCAAAAACAAGAAGCUGGUGGAACUGCUGAGAAGGAAAGUCCGCCUUGCCCAGCCCUAUGUCGGUGUCUUCCUAAAGAAGGAUGACAACAAUGAGUCAGACGUGGUGGAAAGCCUGGAUGAGAUCUACCAUACAGGAACGUUUGCCCAGAUCCACGAGAUGCAGGACCUUGGGGAUAAGCUACGGAUGAUUGUCACAGGGCACAGAAGGAUACACAUCAGCCGGCAGCUGGAGGUGGAGCCUGAGGAGUCAGAAGCAGGGGACAAGCAGAAAACCAGGAGGAAGUCAAAGCGAGGCAAGAAGGAGCCUGAGGAUGGGCUGAGUGCCAAGUCCGAGCUAGAGAUGGUGACGGAGCCUGCCGUUGAGGCCCCCAGUGAGGUGCUCAUGGUGGAAGUGGAGAAUGUCGCUCACGAAGACUUCCAGGUCACUGAAGAAGUGAAGGCCCUGACUGCUGAGAUAGUGAAGACCAUCCGUGACAUCAUCGCCUUGAACCCCCUGUACAGAGAAUCGGUGCUUCAGAUGAUGCAGGCUGGCCAGCGUGUGGUGGACAACCCUAUCUACCUGAGCGACAUGGGCGCUGCACUGACGGGUGCUGAAUCCCAUGAGCUACAAGACGUCCUAGAGGAGACCAAUAUUCCUAGGCGGCUGUACAAGGCCUUGUCCCUCCUGAAGAAGGAGUUUGAGCUGAGCAAGCUUCAGCAGCGCCUGGGCCGGGAGGUUGAGGAGAAGAUCAAGCAGACGCACCGCAAGUACCUGCUGCAGGAGCAGCUGAAGAUCAUCAAGAAGGAGCUGGGGCUGGAGAAGGAUGACAAAGAUGCCAUUGAGGAGAAGCUCCGCGAACGUCUUCGGGAGCUGGUGGUGCCCAAGCACGUCAUGGAUGUGGUGGACGAGGAGUUAAGCAAGCUGGCCCUGCUGGACAACCACUCCUCUGAGUUCAAUGUCACACGUAACUACCUGGACUGGCUGACAUCCAUCCCAUGGGGCCGGCACAGUGAUGAGAACCUGGACCUGGCACGGGCCAAGGCGGUGCUAGAGGAAGACCACUACGGGAUGGAGGAUGUGAAGAAGCGCAUCCUGGAGUUCAUCGCUGUCAGCCAGCUCCGCGGCUCUACCCAGGGCAAGAUCCUUUGCUUCUAUGGCCCACCAGGCGUGGGCAAGACCAGCAUCGCCCGGUCCAUUGCCCGCGCACUCAACCGUGAAUACUUCCGCUUCAGUGUGGGGGGCAUGACGGAUGUGGCUGAGAUCAAGGGGCACAGGCGGACCUACGUGGGCGCCAUGCCCGGCAAGAUUAUCCAGUGUCUGAAGAAGACCAAGACAGAGAACCCAUUGGUCCUCAUCGAUGAGGUGGACAAGAUUGGCAGGGGCUACCAAGGGGACCCGUCGUCUGCGUUGCUGGAGCUGCUGGACCCCGAGCAGAAUGCCAACUUCCUUGACCACUACCUAGAUGUACCUGUGGACCUGUCCAAGGUUCUGUUCAUUUGCACAGCUAAUGUCACUGACACCAUCCCUGAGCCACUGAGGGACCGCAUGGAGAUGAUCAAUGUGUCAGGCUAUGUGGCACAGGAGAAGCUGGCCAUCGCAGAGAGGUACCUGGUGCCCCAAGCCCGCAACCUCUGUGGCCUGGAUGAAAGCAAGGCCCAACUGUCAGCUGAAGUGCUGACGCUCCUCAUCAGGCAGUACUGCCGUGAGAGCGGAGUUCGAAACCUGCAGAAGCAAGUGGAGAAGGUGCUGCGCAAGGCCGCCUAUAAGAUUGUGAGUGGUGAGGCAGAGACUGUGCAGGUGACACCAGAGAACCUGCAGGACUUCGUGGGGAAGCCUGUGUUCACAGUGGAGCGCAUGUACGACAUGACACCACCAGGCGUUGUCAUGGGCCUGGCCUGGACCGCUAUGGGAGGCUCCACACUCUUCGUGGAGACAUCCCUAAGGCGGCCCCAGUCCAGGGACAGCAAAGAAGACAAGGACGGCAGCCUGGAAGUGACGGGCCAGCUGGGGGAGGUGAUGAAAGAGAGCGCCCGCAUCGCCUAUACCUUUGCCAGGGCCUUCCUGAUGCAACGCGACCCCGGCAACGACUUCCUGGUGACCUCACACAUCCACUUGCACGUGCCAGAGGGUGCCACUCCCAAGGACGGCCCCAGUGCGGGCUGCACCAUUGUCACUGCCCUGCUGUCCUUGGCCUUGGGUCAGCCCGUGCGACAGAACCUGGCCAUGACGGGCGAAGUUUCACUCACUGGCAAGAUAUUGCCGGUGGGCGGGAUCAAGGAAAAGACCAUUGCGGCCAAGCGCGCUGGCGUGACGUGUGUCGUGCUGCCGGCCGAGAACAGGAAGGACUUCGCGGACCUAGCGCCCUUCAUUACUGAAGGCUUGGAGGUGCACUUCGCUGAGCACUACUGCGACAUCUUCCGCGUGGCCUUCCCGCUGCACGAGGCGGAGGCCGAGGCGCUGGCCUUGGAGCGGUGACCGCGCACGCACUGAUGGGGACGGGAGGGCGAUUUGGGGACCUGAGCGGCGAUCAUGGCGGCCGCGCUGUGCUACUAUCAUGAGUAAAAGACGCGUCUACACCCACA
Jaculus jaculus (lesser Egyptian jerboa) is the source of this 2990-nucleotide messenger RNA. RefSeq names its product lon peptidase 1, mitochondrial (gene Lonp1). Gene Ontology annotation, cellular component: mitochondrial matrix. The record is from RefSeq and is a predicted model, not a curated record. Gene Ontology annotation, molecular function: serine-type endopeptidase activity; ATP binding; single-stranded DNA binding. The transcript is spliced from 18 exons. Gene Ontology annotation, biological process: protein catabolic process; protein quality control for misfolded or incompletely synthesized proteins; chaperone-mediated protein complex assembly. The coding region runs from base 1 to 2883 and encodes 960 amino acids. Lineage: Eukaryota; Metazoa; Chordata; Mammalia; Rodentia; Dipodidae.